AUGGCGGCGGAUCGGAAAGCUGCCGAGGCCACGGCCUCCCGGCAGACCAACACCAUUCCGGCCCCCUCGUUCCAGGAGGUACUCUCGAUCCCUGGCGCUGACACUCUGUCGCGCAACGGGUCCCCUUUGGAGGCCCCCUUCGCGCUCUUCGCACAACUCAAAGCCACACACAACUCGCCGAGGACGUGGCUUCUAACGUCGGCCCUUUCCCCGCUGCAGAUACGCCUCAUCCGCCUCCUCCUCGCGCACGGCGAUUACGUGGUCGCGUGUCUGCCCCCGCACGAGGUCGAGGACGAGCUGCGGAGCGCCGAGUUCCGCGAGCUCGUCAACGAGUGCAAGAGCACCCGCAAGGACCGCGAGGGCUGGAAGGACAGGCUGAGGGGGUGCGCGGUCAUUGGAACGGUGGAGGAGCUCUCUACGACGCCGGUUACGCAGAAUCUCGUGCGAGACCAGUUCGAAACGCUCUUCUUCUCGCAAAUCAACUUUAUCAAGGCUACGCUGCCCACCCUGAGGGAGCAGCACACAGGCCACAUCAUCGGCUACUGCGACUCCCUCGCCUACGAAAUCGCCCCAUUCAACCGUGAGGACAUGCUCACCAACGUGCUCAACAUGACGCCCGAGACGGCAGUUGAGCCUUCCACCACGGAAAUCAUCUCGCGCUACCCUAAGCUCCCCGCUGCCGCUCUCGACAAGCUCGUUAUGGAGACGGUACACGCCCUCACUGCCAUUGGCGGCCACGAGAACCCGCCCGCGCGUCACAUCGUUGGCUUCGAGGGCGCCAUUGCCGUCAAGGACAAGCUCAAGACCGUUACCGAGGAGCUAGAGGACUUUGUCGAGGCGAGCAUCGCCGUCGAUAUUCCCCAGGUUGGAGGCUCCGACAUAAAGGAGGAACGGACCACGAGCUCCCCGCCACGAUUCCCGGGACAGGUUGUUGAUGGCCUCUUCGGUUGCCUCCUCCAAAAGUCAAAACAAUACGGAAAGAAGAUGUGCAAGACCAAGGGCAUCAAGUACACGUGCGGCUGCAAGCACGAAUGCGAAUUCACCCAGUGCCAGGCGCGUUUCGUCGACCGGCUCCAAGACGAGCAUGUCGUCCACCUACGGGAUAUCACCGCCGAUGGCCGGCCAAACCGUAGUGCCGGGCGCCAUCUUCUACGAGCUCAUCACCCACAUGCCGCCCCCUCCCACCUCGCCCUCUACCCCUUCGAAGUUUACCGCGAGCCACUAGCGAUAAUUGCCGUCGCCGACGGAAAGGAGCUGGGAAACGAGGCUAUUGGGAAGCGUAACUCCAUUAACGGGAGGGCACCAACCCUCAUGGAGCAGAACCUGCGCUCGCUGGAUCAGGAGCUCGAGGGGCUGCGCGACACUUUUGGCAAGGCACUAGUCCACCAAGUCCUCAUUUUCGACUAUGAAAAGCCCCAAGGCCGCGAGAUCCACAUCCCCGAGGGUAUCACAGUAAUUCCUCCCGUGGAAAAAUCGAAGCGGACGACGAUGAAGAGCGUCAUGUGUGACAUAUCUUCUCUACUUCUUGCCGAGAUGACAACCCUCGCCAAGUCCAUCGAAGGCACAAACUUUAUCGACUCCCCAGGGCAGAUCCCUAACUCUAGAUCAUCCAACGGGUCUUCUUGGAACAAUAGCGAGGACCAGAGAAUCUCCAGGCCCGGAACGGCGGAAGGGUUCCGGACGUCGAGCCAGGAUCGCGUCUCCGUCCAAGGCUUUGGCGCGGGAGGGGCUAAUGAUCGAUGGAGACUGCGGGGCAAGGCUCGGGGAGUCAUCAUCAUUGGUUCCAUGUACCUUCAGGCUGGAAGGUGGACCGACGCCCUUAGGGAACUCAUUGAAGGUGCCACUAUGGCCCGCUCCGUAAAUGACCAUGUCUGGCACGGAAAAGCCCUAGAACUUAUCGUUGUUUGUCUUCUUCUCUUGGGUUGGGCCGGUAUCGACUUCCAGGUUCCCGUCGUCUGUCUUGCGCAGCAAGAGAAACAACCGAGCGACGGCGGGUUAAAGGACGUGGACAAUCUCGAUCCUUCCCAGCCUCUCCGGUUUCGCAACCUCCAGGUGAUACUACCCGAUCUUCUCGAUCGCAUCAUUGGACUUUACUCGCGCAUAUCAUCGGAAAGCCUACCAUCCUUUCCACUGUCCGAAGCCAUUCUCCGAUUCUGCAAGCUCCUUUCCUCGCUUCAUAUUGCGGACGGGCGGCAUAGCAGCGGUUCUGGGUCCUUUGGGCUAUCAUCGCAAAAGGGAAUGGUGGUACGAGAGUUGAUUUCGGUUCUCAUCAGCGGACUGGUAGAAGCACGGACACGUGGCGCUGCCGAGGUCGGCAUCCACCCGGCCGCCGGGCUAGUCGCCCUCGCUGCUGCCGACGGGCACCGCAAGCCCGCUGGUUCUGUGGCGCUGGAGCUUCAAGAAGGGGAUGUAGAGCAGGGGAUUGAGGCAUUCCUUGGCAUUUUGAGCAAAACGUACGGAAUCGUUGGCUACAACCCGGGUGACCAUUCCACCGAGGAGAACGGCAACGGGACAGAUGCUGAUACGGUGGCCCGGAUACGAAAGCAGACGGCAUCUCGCUUCUUCGGCUUUCCCAGCGUCAAGCUCGGCGUACUUCGUGCUUGUAUCAACUUUUCCGAGGCCCUUCCCGAUUUCAAUGGGGUUUUGAAAUUCUCGAGCGAUCUCAUGCGCACAGCGGGUUCAGGCAUCGCUCCUGGGCCCCGGCGAGAGGAGGCCGCGCCCAUUGUCCCGCGAGAGGAGCAGGUGAGGCUCGUUACGAAUAUCACAAAGACCUAUGCGCUAUCUCAGAGGCUAGGGCUCAAUAACUUGGCUGCGGAAUAUUGGGAUGAGCUUUUGGUUCGGGCCGUUGUCCUCGACCCCCUUCCAGCCGCCAAAGCCUCGGCUGCUGUGGAGCAGACGUUGGUGGUUGGUGAGCCUGCCACUUUCCGGGUAACUCUCCAAAACCCCUAUGACAUCGACCUCGACAUCGAGAGCCUCAAGGUGGUGGCCGAGGGUGCCGACUUUGAGCCCUUCGCCGAUAGCACGAUCAUCGGCCCAUAUCGCACUCAGGUACUCAAGGUCAUUGGAACCCCGAGAUCCGCAGGUGCUCUCAAAGUCACGGGUGCCAUGGUGCGGGUUCGCGGGUGCCGUGAAAGGCACUUCCACAUCUUCUCACAGCCGUGGGUGCCUGAGCGGUCGAGCACAUACAAAGCCACGGGACUCGCAGCUCUCGAGAAGAACCUAGCGUUGGAAGGUGCGGCGCCCGCGAACCUCCAACCAACGGAGCUUUCGCUCAAGGUGAUACCGGAGCAGCCUACGGUGAUUGUCAAGUCUACCACUCUCCCUCAAUCGUGCGCCAUGAUACUCGAGGGCGAACGGCAGACGUUCUCACCCGGUCUCACAAACGGGACUAUCCAAAUCGACUACGCCCACCUCGGCGUGCCACCGGAGGAGGUGGUUGACCAGUUCCACACACGGCGGGUGGGGGUGCAGCUAACAGUCACCGUCAACGCCAGCGUAGAAGUGUCGCGACAUGACAUUCUCCCUAUCCUCGAAAGUGUCCCGGAGCCCAUAUGGAGCCGCUUCAAGAAGAGCCGGGAGAACAAAGGUGACGAUGACCAGGCCGACGAACUCAAGAAAGAGGAAAGCGGUCUAGUCUCUGCAGAUCGAUACUGCUUGCUAUCCUUGGACCUUAUCAACGCCUGGCCCAGCACGAUGCUCCUACGCAUCGAGACCGACGAUGGCUUGUCCGUCGAGGAGUAUAUUUUGCCGGGCAAUACCUCGCGCGUUGUCUUCCCGGUGCGGCGCAUCUUCAUCGAAGACCCACAUGCGGCCAUACCGACUCUCAACCCCAAGCGUAAUCGGCAGUUCGUGGUAAGCACGAGUAAGACAACGCCUGACUUUGAGCGGGGAGUGCGCGAAUCGUUCUGGUAUAGAGAGAAACUUCUCGACUCCCUCAAGGCAACGUGGAAGACCUUGACGGGCCCACAGCGAUCAGGUACCGUCGAGCUGCGGGCCAUCCGGCUCGUGAGUCGGAUGGUCGACUCGCUCAAAAUCGAAGAUGUGGGUAUCGAUGUGUUCGUUGAAACCCCGGCGCUAGUGGGGAAGAAGCUGCGGAGGACGAAGAACAUGGUACGAGUCCGGUUGCGCAACAGGACAACGAAGCCAAUCUAUCCACUUCUACGCGUGAUGCCAGCCCUAUGCCACCGGCCGACCAACGUGGCACUCGAUUAUGCGAGGAAGUUUGCCUGGAACGGUGCCCUCCAGCAGGCGUUACCUCUCUUAGACGCGAAGAGCAACACUGAUGUGAUCCUGGGCGUGACGGCCCUUUGCCGUGGCCAGUUUGAGAUUACGGCGUCCGUAGAGGAAACGGCGCUCUGGCGGGAGGAUGAUGAAGAAGGCGAGGACGGUGAACGCAAGGGAAAAACUGCAGACGGGGGCAGGGCGCGGUCGGACACGCAGACCAUGCUCGAUGCGGUCUUGGGCAAGAGGGAGAGGAGGAUAUGGCAUGCACGCAAGCCGUGUUUGAUACUGCACAUAGACGAUCCCCGGCUCGACCCAGAGUCCCCCACCUUUUCGGAGGACUGGCACCGCGAGCUCGCCCACUUCGACGCUCUCGUCUGCGGGCCGGGGCCGGGCUCGCCCACCAACGACAAGGAUGUCGGCCUCAUGCGGCACGUCUGGGCCCUGAGCGACGAGCAUGUCCUCCCCGUCCUGGGCAUCUGCCUCGGGUUCCAGAGUCUGCUGUGCAAUUUCGGCGCCGAGAUCCGCCAGCUCCAGCAGGGCCUCCACGGCAUGAUUCGCGCCGUCGGUUUCCGCCCGGCCUCGGAGCCCGCGGAGAGCGACAUCUUUACCGGCACCUCUGCCUUCAAGGCCACUCUCUACCACAUGGCGGCGGUUUCCCGGUGCCCGGACAUGGUGCCCUUGGCCUGGGUAGAGGAAGCCCGCGACGGCGGCGGUACCGAGCGCAUCUUCAUGGCCGCCAAGCAUGUGGAGAAGCCCUUUUGGGGACUUCAGUACCACCCGGAAUCCGUGUGCACCGAGGACGCGGGCCAGAGGGUUAUCCGAAAUUGGUUCGACGAGGCGGCGCGCUGGAACGAGCGGCGCGGCCGUCGGCCCGUGGCGGACGGCGAGCUCCUUGCGCGGUUUUGCGUGGCGCCGAGCCACCUCGACGCCAUGGAGGGCACGCGCGCACGGAACAAGGUGGGCAGUGGAGACGAGUAUGUCAAUGGCGCGAGCGCCCUCGCUGGCGUUGGCUUGGACUUUGACUUUUCGUCGCGCGUGGUGCGCUUACCUGAGCACGUCAAGGUGCCUGACCUCGUCGAGAUUCUCGGCGGGCCGGAAAGCGGGCGUGACGGGAAUGGUAUUGACGAAAACGAUUAUAUCGUUUUGGAUUCAUCCAACUGCGACGUGGUGAUUCCCCGGCACGGCAGAUGUUCGGGGUCGGCACAGUAUCGUGGCGCUGGACCGCAGGAUUACGGCUCCCGAAGGGUGCGCCUCUCCAUUUUUGGGGGUUUCAUGGGCUACGUCUCGUACGAGAUGGGCCUGCACGACUUGGACAUCGCCUUGCCAGGGACCCGGAAUCCGGAUAGGCCCGAUCUGCAUUGGGUUUGGGUGACUAGGUCUCUCGUCGUAGACCACCGCGCGGGAACGGUGCAGGUGCAGGAGCUGCGGCCGAAGCUUCGGCAGGGCGGUGGCGACUGGGUCGCUGGCAUCGUUGAAAAGCUUCAGAGUUCUCCCAGGUGGCAGGGGGUCACCAACGGCGAACAAGACGGUGCCGCGGAUCUUCAGGAUUGCAAAGUUGGCCGCAACGCGGAUGUUCAGAUAACAUUCCCUCGAAAACAGAGGCCCAUCUUCUUCUUCUCCGCCCAGCGUCGCCGCAUCGCCCCCACCAUCACUAUAAAUGGUGGCGGUAAGGCUAAUGCGCGGACGGAGUCGUCUUCGCCGACCCACCGCGUGGAAAGCCCUUGGAGCCUGUACAAGCGCCUUCGAUCCCGGCAGCCCGCUCCGUUCGGCUCCUUCAUCCGCCUCGGGGCCGCCACAUUCAUCAGCAGCUCCCCGAGAGCUAAAAAGUCGGCGGCGGUCCGCACUCUAGCGGAUGCCGAGAAGUUGCUCCGCAUUCCCAAGGAAGAGGCCGAAAACCUCAUGAUUGUGGACCUUGUCCGCCACGACCUCCACGGCGUCUGCGGGCCCGGCAGGGUCUCGGUACCGCAUCUGCUCAAGAUUGAAGAGUACGCUUCCGUGUUUCAGAUGAUUACCGUCGUGGAGGGCCGACUCCCAGAACCCCGGGGUGAGGAGGCCAGGUAUACAGCCAUUGACGUGCUAUCGGCCUCAUUGCCACCGGGGAGCAUGACGGGCGCGCCCAAGAAACGCAGCUGCGAGAUCCUCCGCGCCGUAGAGCGGGGACGUGAGCGCGGUAUCUACUCGGGCGUUGUCGGCUACGUCGACGUCACUGGCAAGUCGGACUGGAGCGUCAACAUCCGCUGCUUGUUCAAGUACGACGACGAGUGCGCGUGCGGUUGCCGCGGAGGGUGCGCGGGAGCCAUCGGCCGCGACAAUGACGUUGACGACGUCGGCUGCGGAGAGGUGUGGCACGUGGGUGCGGGGGCGCUGUCACGACGCUGA
Parascedosporium putredinis is the source of this 6603-nucleotide messenger RNA. NCBI's taxonomy places the organism in Eukaryota, Fungi, Ascomycota, Sordariomycetes, Microascales, Microascaceae. The record is from the annotation of a GenBank genome assembly.